Molecule: messenger RNA, 5506 nt
Organism: Pangasianodon hypophthalmus (striped catfish)
Lineage: Eukaryota; Metazoa; Chordata; Actinopteri; Siluriformes; Pangasiidae
Gene: tmprss3b
Product: transmembrane protease serine 3
Exons: 14
Coding region: 2312-3958 (548 amino acids)
Biological process (GO): proteolysis
Cellular component (GO): membrane
Molecular function (GO): serine-type endopeptidase activity; protein binding
Source: RefSeq, a predicted model, not a curated record
GCCGACUGCGAGCCGCAGGACGAGCAGCCCACCGGCUCGCUUUGCUUCCAAAUCGGAAUCCGUGAUGGCAAUUUAAGAAGCCACACGCCGAACUGAAGGACAUGCAACAUGGAGAGACCGUCAUUGGAGAAGGGGAUUAGAGCUACACAGAAGUCAGUUGGCACACACAGGCUGGUGAAUCAUCGAUGCUGAGCAAAAAAGCCACUUCAGCGUCAGACUGAGAGAUGGAGGAGGUCAACACGACAACAUGCCUGACUAUGGAGAGAAGGAGCAGCGAUUUAGUGACACCUGCGGGUCAAAUGAUAUCACUACAUAUAUACACUAGAUCAAUGUAACGUAUAAACACACACUGAGCACUUUAUUAGAAACACCUAUACAUUUAUGCCAUUAACUAAUAAGCAGAUUGAGUGGCAGCAGUGCAAUGCAUAAAAUCAUGCAGCUUCAGGUAAUGUAAUGUAAUGUAAUGUAAUGUAAUGGGUAAUGUUCACAUCAACCACCAGAAUGGGGGGAAAAUGUGAUCUCAGUGAUUUUGACUGUGGCAUGAUUGUUGGUACCAGUAGGGCUGGUUUGAGUAUUUCUAUAACGGCUGAUCUUCUGGGAUUUUCAUGCACAACAGUCAAUAAAAAGUUUAUUCAGAAUGGUGCAAUAAAGAGAAAACAUCCAGUGAGCGGCAGUUUUGCGGACAAAACACCUUGCUGAUGAGAGAGGUCAAUGGAGAAUAUCCACACUGGUUCGAGCUGACAGAAAGGUUACAGUAACUCAGAUAACCACUCUGUACAAUUGUGGUGAGCAGAAAAACAUCUCAGAAUGCACAACAUGUCGAACGUUGAGGCAGAUGGGCUACUAGAGCAGAAGACCACCGAGUCUGCAGUGGGCACAGGCUCACCAAACCUGGACAGUUGAAGACUGGAAAAAUGUAGCCUGGUCUGAUGAAUCUCUAUUUCUGUUGAGGCACACAGAUGGGAGGGUCAGAAUUUGGUGCCAACAGCAUGAAUUCAUGGACCCAACAGUCAACAGUCCAAGCUGGUGGAGGUGGUGUAAUGGUGUGGGGAAUGUUUUCUUGGCACACUUUGGGCCCUUUAAUUCCAAGAUGAGACAGGCAUGAGAAAAUGUCUUACUAAUGCUAUUAUGUAGAGAAGUUUGACCAAAUUUGCUAACUUGGCAAUCAAAUUAUUUAGCUUAAUUGAUCAUUUUUACAAAAAUAUGUGUUUCGCAAAUAUUUAUGGACGGAUUUCAGCUGCCCUUAGUGAGUUUUGAAAAAACAGGUUUUCAGGUUUUCUCACUGCAGGGAAACCUCUCCAAAUUUCUUGUCAGUGCAACACAUCGAACUUUGAGCUGGAUGUUACAUACAGUACAUAUGGAUGUAGUAUGAUAAACAUUAAGUUGAAAAAUGCUGGAAUUUUCCUUAAAGAGGAUUACUCUUAGACUUCGGAUUUUUGCCUGGUUUACUUAUUAAAGCAGACUAAGCACUUACAAAUCUUGAAAUCAUACUUCAAAAGAGAUGCUACAGGACAAAAUAAUGCAUUUUUUCAUUCAGUAUAUACUGCUAUUGCAAAUGGUAUUGUGUAACCAUUUCCAAUAUCCUUAUCAUGAUAAAUCGUAACAUGCCUCUUCAUGAUGAAUUAUUUAUAACUAAAGUCAGCAUGACUGCUGCUAAACAGGGAUAAAUAAAGUUUUAAAAGGAACGACCUUUGGCCUUGUGUGCUGACCUUUUCAUGCUUGGCUUCUUUCGCUGGCAGGAGGCUAGUGUCCAGCUCCAUCUGUAACUGCUCUGGUGUAACUGGAGUAACAAAGGCAACACAUUGCCUGGAGAUCUGAUCCACAGCUGUAGUGGCAUUACAGAGCACUGCUCACUUGAUCAAAUGUCUCAUUGUAUUACAGACGAGGUGUGGAAAGAGACAGAGAUAGAGAGGGAGGGAGGGAGGAGUUUUUCAGAAAGGUAGCCAGUCGGAUGGUCAGUUACCACUUAUUACAUUAACUUAUAUUCACUUUAUUACUGGAAUGGAAUAUUACUUAGCAAAUUAUUAGCACAUGCAUUUACGAAAACCUUUUGGUCUUUAUUUGUGACUUGUUUUUCUUAGCAACAUGACAAUUUUUGGGAUUGAGAUCAACAAGACCUAUAUCAAAUAGCCGUAGCCAAUCUUUUGCUGAAAAUGCAACUGCUCAGAGUCAUUUCUUCAGUUGCCAUUUUCUUCAUUUGAACUUUCCUGGAUCAGCUUGUUGGAGACAUGGUGGGGUCAUUGUGAACUUUCCAUUGCAUCCUGGGACAGUGUCACCUACUGAGGGUCGGAGAUGAAAGGAUGAGACAGAAAUGAUGGCUUACCUUGAAAAGAAAACUGGAGAACAACAGCAGCCUGCCACAAAGAGAGAAAACACUGUGGGCAAGACCUCUGUUAAGGAGGAGGUGGAGUCAGGUCACUUUGAGGCAGAUACAGAGAGCGAGGACCUCCCGAACAUCAGGACCCCCAGUGUGAUCAACGUGAGCCCCUUCGGCAGUUCAGUAGGAGGCUGGGGGACCUCCAGACCACCGCAGUACUUCGACCCCAACACCCAUGACCCACAUGUUCCUGUUGGCUUUCCUGCUGAGGCAUCAAAUCCACUCCCCAUCUACAAAACACACACCGUUAAGACAUUUUAUAAUUCACACAGGACAUCCAUUAUUAAAGUGCGGCCCUUCAUCCAUGGAGAAAAUCUAUCAGACUCUCAGUCCAUGCGCUGGCCAGACAUACCACGCAAGCUGCUGAUGCUGCUGAUAAUCAUUUGUUUGUUAAUAGCAGUGACUCUGGUUCUAGGAAUUGGUCUGGGAGUGGGUUUGAGCUGCUCAGGAAAAUUCCGCUGUGUGUCUACAGCUAAGUGUAUCAAGAGAUCCGCUGUCUGUGAUGGAGUCAAAGACUGUGGCGAGGGAGAGGAUGAACUCAACUGUGUGCGAGUGAGUGGGAGACACUCCGUCUUGCAGAUUCACAGUAGGGGCAUAUGGAGCUCUGUGUGCUGGGAGAACUGGAGCACCAAUCUGGGAUUCUCUGCCUGCAAACAGCUCGGCUACAACAGUUAUGUGAAUUCCACUUCAAUCCCUCUCUCUUCUGUUGAGUCAGCCUUCACGAAAAACGUAGUGAUGAUUAGUUCCCGCUUUCCAAUACAUCAUCAAACCUUCAAAAUUCACAACACCUCCUUCCUCAGAAUGGCUCAGUGCAUAUCUGGGUUGGUCACGGUACUUAAGUGUAUAGAGUGUGGUACCAGACCUGGGUUCAGGACCAGGAUUGCAGAGGGAAAUGUAUCUCUCUCUGGGCAGUACCCAUGGCAGGUCAGCUUGCAGUACCAGAACCAGUAUCUCUGUGGAGGAUCACUAAUAACCAACCAGUGGAUAGUCACUGCUGCACACUGUGUAUAUGGCUUUGCUAAUCCCGCUUUCUGGACAGUUCAGGUGGGCCUCACAGACCAGCCUCUGAGUGGAGCAGCAGAUCUCUCUGUGAUGAAGAUCUUCUUCCAUAGUGCAUAUCAUCCAGAAGGCCUUAGCUAUGAUAUCGCUCUCAUUAAACUAACACAGCCACUCACAUUCAACGGUCAAGUACAGCCCAUCUGUCUGCCUAACUAUGAUGAAGGGUUCAGUUCAGGAUCCAUGUGCUGGAUAUCAGGAUGGGGAGCAACAAAAAUAGGUGGAGAGGUGAGUGUGUCUCUACACUCUGGACUGGUUCCUCUCCUCUCUAUUCGAGAGUGUGGAAUCCCAGGACUUUCACCAUGGAACAUCUGUGCUGGGUAUCUGACGGGUGGAGCGGGCACAUGCCAGGGGGACAGCGGUGGGCCACUGGCCUGUCAAGCCUCGGUGUGGAAGCUGGUGGGAGCAGCGAGCUGGGUUCAGGGCUGCGGAAAACUGAACAGCCCAGGAGUUUACACCAGUGUAACUUACGCUCUUCCGUGGAUACACCAGACCAUGGAGAAAGAAGAGGAACGAACUGUUUGAGUAUCAUUUCUGCACGGACCACUGAAUACAACUCCCAUCUACAUAGAAGUGUACUAGUAAUCUGACAUGGAUUGAGAACUAUUUUACAGAACUGGUGCACAAUCUACACUGAGGCACAAUCACACUUUAAUGGUUUAUGAGCAUAAUAGCUGUUUUGCUCUGUGCUGUCACAGAUGGGUAAGCAUUAGCACAUGUUUAAACUACUGAAAUUGUUUGAGAGAAUAAUACGUUAUAUUUAUAUGUUUAUUUAUGUAUCCACAGAUUUGUUUCUAAUCUAUUUAUUUUUAAACUACUAUUUUUGCACACACAGCUAAAGGCAGGAUCUUAAACACUCAUCAGUGUUUGUAUUAGAAAUAAAUGACACAUCUAAAUGUCAUUCACGACAGUGUACACAGAUAUUGCAUCACAGUUGCUAGAAAAGAGAUAAGUGAAAGUCAUAAAUUAUGUCAUUAUUAGCUAGGUAGUAGCCUACUAGCUAAUUAACAGUUUGGAAGAGAUAGUAGUUAUGAAUCAAUGUUUGGCUAAUUCACACCAAACAUGGUUCAGAAGCGAUGCGGCACCUAUGCUUCCAUCAUAAGUGUUUCAAUCCACUCCAGCUAUGUUAGAGAGGCGUAAAAAUCGAGUCAUCACAUUGUCCUACUUUCAGCUAUCAAGCUUGUCAUACUUUAGGUUUGAAUUGCGCUAGUCAUUAUUUUAUAGCCUAGUUAAUUAGCUUUCCAGGCAACCAAAACAUGAAACUGGGCAAGCAUAUUAAAUUUUAUUCAUAUUAAAAACAUACUAAUCCCUGCGUAGUUAGCUAGCUAACCUCUAUGCUAAUGAUAACUAGCAUUUUGGUAACCAGCGUAUAUAAGGGUGAAUAUAGCUAUAGUAUGAAAUUGGCAAUAUGGAGUCCUUACACUGGCAAAAAUAUAUAUUUUUGUAGUAUUUUCUAAAACAAGAUGACAUUUCAUAAAUUUUUUCUCACAGGCAUAAAAAAAGUUAUUUUAUGUUAUUAAUUAAUUGCUAUGCUUUAAUCGGCAUAGUAAUAUUUUAAAUAGUAGAAGAGCUGACAAGCAGAUGUAACUGAAACUUUUUUUUUUUUUUGCAGCUAUAACAUACUAAAAUAAACAACGAGCAAAGGCUCUUUACUCAAUUAUUGAGUUUAUUAUAAAACAGAGAAAGGCAAACAUGAGCGCGAGUGUGAAAAGCAGCUCGAGUAGCUUAAAAAGAGUUCAAUUUUUAAUUGAAUAUUUCACCUGAAAAAUGUUUCUAAUAAUAAAUGAAGGCUAUUGGGGGCACAUUAGCAUUAUGCCCAUGUAGUCAUACUCAUUCGUUGUUAGCCAAGUCCUGUUAGCAUCACAUUAACAUAUUCAGGUGAGGUGUUCGGUGUAUAAAGCUCGAAGGGAAACAUGCAGCAUGUGGAAACCCACCAUGCAAAACUAAAUGAAGUCAGAUCAGCACUGAUCUUUUCACCACACACGGCGACGGCUGAAAAAUUAAACCACACUGUGAUAAGAAAGCUUAAGAGAAAGUGGCAAAAAACGAAUCAAAAUCCAAAAUGACACAAGA